AUGGCCGAAGGAGGAGAUACAGGGGCUAAUCCGCCCAACCCUCAGCUGGGUGUCGUCCAACAACAGCAGAGGCAGAACCAGCAAGAGCAAGCUGAACUGAAUCCACCUGCAAGGCAAGCCACCUUGAGGGAUGAAGAUGCUCACAACAGGCUAUUUGCGAAUCGUUCUGCGAUUCAACCUCCUGCUCCUGCGAGACAAGACUAUGAGAUUAAGCACAGUCUCAUCAAUUUGGUUCAGAACCGUGUGUUUAAUGGAUUAGCAUCAGAGAGCCCUUUGGACCAUAUUGAAGCUUUUGAGAGAUUGGCUAGUACAACAAGGUCUAAUGGAGUUCCAUAUGAUUACCUCAUGUUGACUUUGUUCCAAUUCUCUUUAGGAGAUAAGGCUUUGAGAUGGCUAAAUCUCUUGGACCGAGGAUCACUUACCACUUGGGAGCAGUGUAGAGCAGCGUUUUUAAACCACUUCUACACUAAGUCACGAUCCGCUAUGUUAAGGAGCAAGAUCACUACCUUCUCACAAGGUGAGAAUCUUAUGAACAUCUUCUAUGGAGGAAUUGACCAGAAGUACCAGAUGGCACUCGAUACUGCCAGCAGAGGAGAUUUUUCUACUAACACUGCCGCUGAAGCAAACCUCUUGAUCGAAAACCUUGCAGCGAGUAACAGCAAUCAUAGCCAUGAGUAUGAUCGUUCUGUGCGUGUUGUUAGCUCCGUGAAUACAGAUGUUAUUAAGAGUCUCACUGCCAAGGUAGACCUUCUUUUGAAGAGAGAUCAGCAAGCUGUCAACAUGUGCGACGGGCAGACGGGUGCGUAUCAGCAAGUUGGAGUGAAUUCAGAUUUUGAGGGAACAGAGGAGUUGAACUAUGUAGGAGGACAAGGGAACUAUCAGAAUCAUGGGUUUAAUCAGAAUUAUAGAAAUCAUCCUAAUCUCUCCUACAGAAGCACCAACGUUGAGAAUCCUCAAGAUCAAGUGUAUCCUCCACAUAAUCAACAAGGUAACUUCCCACAAGGAUUUCAGAACAGAGGUGUUGGAUUUAAUAGCUCAAAUACCCAAGGAUACCACGCUCCAUCUGCAGCUCCACAAGAUAACAAACUCGAAUUGAUGAUGCAAGCACUGUUGGAGGGCCAUAAGAAAAGUUCUGCUGAGAUUAAUGUCAAGAUUGAUAGCAUGUACAAUGAUUUGACUGGGAAAUUUGAGAGGUUGAGUUCACGUGUUGAUUCCAUUGAUAAGAGAGUCUCUGCUAUUUCUUCUAGCUCUAAGAACAAAGAGUCAUGCAAUGCUAUAACACUCCAUGGUGGGAUCAACUCAUUUUUGGCUUCCGCAGAGACGGGAUCGAUCAAUCCUGAGACUAGACCAGCCGGUCCCAUCCAUUCUGAUAAUUCGAGUUUGAUCCCCAGAGAAGUUGGAUCGACCGAUCCCCCUUAUAGAUCGAUUGAUCCCGUCAUUGACGAAGAACUUGUCUCGGAAAGUCUCAGAUCGACCGAUCUACGUACAGAACGGUCAGUCCCUGUUUUAGGUAUGGAAAAUUCCAGCUCGUUUGUCUCUGAUACAGAUGCUAAGGAAUCACUUCUUGUGGAACCAAAGCCCUAUAGGCCACAAAUUCCUUUUCCAAGAAGACAUGUGAAGAAACCUCUGGAUGAAAAGAAGUAUGAUCGGUACAAAGAAGUUAUGAGUGAGUUCACAGCUGACCUUUCCUUUACAGAGGCAGAAAAGCAUAUCUCUUUGUUUAAGAAGGUUUACAAUGAUGUUGUGGUUGAAGAAAAAGAUUUGGUGGAGGUUAAGGCGUUUUUGGCUCUAGAGAAGAAGAACAUUCAUGCUCCAGCUUUGAAAAGACUACCCAAAUUAGAAGAUCCAGGAAAAUUUGUUGUUCCAUGCUCCAUCUUAGGAGUGAACUUUGAGGAUUCCCUUUGUGACACUGGAUCCAGUGUGAACGUAAUGUCUAAGGCUGUUGCAGAGAGGUUGGGGAUUGAUGAUAUGAAGGCUUCUAAGAUUUUCAUGUUGUGGAAAUGA
Camelina sativa (false flax) is the source of this 2004-nucleotide messenger RNA. The record is from RefSeq and is a predicted model, not a curated record. NCBI's taxonomy places the organism in Eukaryota, Viridiplantae, Streptophyta, Magnoliopsida, Brassicales, Brassicaceae.